Messenger RNA from Pelobates cultripes (western spadefoot toad), 13821 nucleotides. The record is from the annotation of a GenBank genome assembly. NCBI's taxonomy places the organism in Eukaryota, Metazoa, Chordata, Amphibia, Anura, Pelobatidae.
CUUCAUUGUACUGGGAUAAGUGGAAAGGGGCUCAGCAGGGAUGUGCAUCUGAGUAUUUUCUUGGGAGUUCUCCUCUGCUCUACCGAACAUGAGUGGGACUUAUGAAAAGAAAAUGGCUAUUUUGACUGACCUGUCAACCUCCUUAAGUUGCCAUGCUAUAACCAAGGACUCACCGACCCUACCAGAGUCAUCAGCAACCGAUAUGGGCUACUAUAGUGGUCAAAUGACUGCCGCCCAACAUGACUACUUCCAGAGCCAAAGCUAUUCCCAGUCGCUUAAUCCUUAUGGCUACCACCACCAUCCCCAAUUUAAUCUCAGCGGGCUAGUAGGGGCUGAAGGCUUCUUGCCCAAGGAUGAUUAUCCAUACGGAGCUGCAUACCGAUCGUAUGGACAUUACAGAGAACCUCCGGCCCAGGAGACAGGUAUGAGAACAAUGACAUCUUAUGAAGGUCCAAAAUGCUUUAUACAGUUUAUUUAUAAUAAGCAGGUAAAACAGCCAGCAGGGAAACAAAUACGAAUUGAUGGAUGAAGUAAAAAAACUAAUAUUUGUUAGAGGUGAAAUAAAAACAACCAGAGGCAAAAAGAAGGGAGAGCAGAGAAUGAAAAUAUGAUGAGAAGCGGGAAGAAAGGUGUAAAAAAAUAUAAGAAAAAUAAAAUAGAAUAUGUUUGAAAACUAUGUAAAAGAGGAGGGGAAGUAAGAACAUCAAAAGAGUGCUAUUGACGUUAGUGAAGGGGAACAAGGGUGGAUGAAGGGGAGGGAGGGUAAGAUAUAUAUUUUAGAUGUUAUGAGAGAGGAACGGAUGUAAGAAAAGAAAAAAAUAAUUGAAAAAAAAGAUGAAAGAGGGUCUUUUGGUCGGUCCAUGUUUGCAGAGAUUAAUCAACGUGUCAAAAAGGUACAGAAUUUAAACACUGCUGUUACUAUUAGAUAACUGUGACUUAUAUUAGAGACGUUUUUGGUCAGGGUAGUAGUGUCCGUAAGAAAUAACAUCUUAAUGGUUAUUUGAAGGUAUAGGACAAUACACAACUUUGACACAGAACAUUCUAAGAACCUUUAAAUUGUAAGAGAUUUUUCAAACAUUUAACAGCACACAGGUUUAUUUACUAAACUGUAAACUGUAAAAAUACAAUUCAAUCAAAAUCUUAAACAACAAAGCUGUCUUGUGUAGUUUUUCCGGUUCGGGCACUUUGGCCUCAAAUUUACAAAUCAAUUGUCUAACCUUCUCAGCUCCAAAUUUAAUGAAUACAUGCAUAAUCUAUUGACUCCUUUACACUUGUUACUUGAUUUAAUUGUCUCGCUGAGCAUACAAUAAGCAGACUGUUUUUACAGAAAACAGUAACACGUACCACUUGAGAUUUAGACACAGACUGAAUGUAUAUAUAUAAUUUUUUUAAAUGUAUUUAUUUAUUUAUUCUUUUUAAUUGCCAAAUCUUCGUUUAUUUUUGAAGAUGAGUCAUGUAAAUUAUUGGGGAACAAAACAUGAACAUCUAAUCGAUUCCUAGAUCUGUUAUUAUCCUGGAUUAAAUUGACAAUUCUCUUAUAGAUAUUACUUAUUAUUAGUGAUCGCUUAUACAGCACCAACAGAUUUUGUAACCUUUUAACGGCGCAAAUAAAGCCCGAUUUGAGUGACACAUGUCUUGAGUUUGGUCCAAACGUCCACCUGGGAGCAGGAGGGCCCAUGGUAGUCACCCAGGCUGCUGACUGUACAGACGGGGGUCUCAAAACCCAAGUGUUGAUCCACUAAACGGUUAUUUGCAUAACACAUAUACUACCAAGGCCUCGAUUUAAUAAGCUUUCCAAAUGUUAGAAAACUUUUUCAAAUUACUUAUCUCCAGAAGAUAUCUAUUAAAGUCUAUGGGAUAUUUUUGUUGAUAAAUCAUUUUAAAGUGUUUUACUUAGAGUGUUGAAUCAUAUGGAAAGUUUAUUAAAUCAAGGUCCAAGGACCAUUUAUGUCAAACUAACCCAGUUAGAAUAAUCUCCCCGUCUCUUUUAGUUUUUAUAAAUGUUGCUCUUUAGUCUUAACUGUUUACAGUGUCUGUAUCUUGAAACCAGAUGUGGUUUAAAUUAUGCAGGCAGCGACUUCUGAAAGUUGGAGAUUUACACUGACUUGAUAGUAAAAAUAAAAUUUAAAAAAAAAGCGUGGACACUGGAUUGGUCACAAGGGGACAACACAUUUAGCAUCUUUUUAAUGCAGCCUUAGCAAAAACCAUCUUUAAAACACUGGCGUACGUGAUCAUCAUCACUCAGUUUCAAUUAAACUUCAAACAACAAAACAAAACAAAAACAAAAACAAUAAAUGAGUUAAAAAAGUUAAAGUUUUUGAAAACCACAGAGGUGAACAAAGCAAUACUUUUGAACAUAUAUAACUAAAGUAACUCCAUCAUUGCGUCAGUUUUUUUUAAUUGUUCUAUUAUGAAUGAUUUAUGCACGAAGGGGUUAACAGCAGAGUUACUGACUGUCAGUUUAUGCAGCCAGACAGCGAAGUUAUACCUUCCCUCUGAUCUAUGAUGACAGUGUCUCUUACUGUCUCUUCUUUAAUCCCAAAUUCUAUGUUUACCUGUCUGCCUAGAUCUAGUCAUUGUCUAUCUCUGCCCAUAACCAGACUGUCUGUCUCUGCCUGUAAACCGAUGUCUGUCUCUACCUAAAUCUAGGCUGUCACACUGUCUGUGUGUAAAUCCCUGUGCUCUCUGUCUUGCUGUCUCUGUCAGUGUCCAGACUGUCGGACUUUUGUAUGUGUUUGUCGUGUUUAUGUAUAAUUCCUGUCUGAUGGUCUUUCUCUGUAUUGAGAUUGCCUGCCUGUCUGAGCUAGCGUCAAGCUUUUUUGACUGUCUUGGCCAACACUCAAGAAGACUGUUGAUUCCUCUCUCGUCUGUGCCAAUAUCAAGUAUAUUGCCUUUCAAUCAUAUUGCUGCAGUAUCCUGUUGUCCAUUCAACCAGGCAAUAUCUGCAUUAAUUUACAUCUUUUCUAUCUAUAUAUUCUGCCUUUCUGAAUUUGCAACCAGACACUCUAUCUGCCUGUUUUCACAGUUGGUCAUUUCUGAGACAGUCCCACUCACUUUAUGUUCAGGUAUUGCCUUUGUUAUAUACUGACAAUUUGUUGUCUGUUCUGUUUGUAUCCAUGAUGUGUAUCUAGUUUUAUAUAUGAUGGAUGCCGUCUGUGCUUAGUUUCAGGCUUGUGAGCUAUUUCCAAGUGUAUUGUAUUGACGUUGUCUGUCAGUGUUCUGAUUGAGUCCGUUUGUAUCCGAGAUGUUUUUUUAGCUGUAUUUAUGAUGAAUGUUGUCUGUGCUUAGUUUUAGGUUUGUUGGUUAUUUCUGAGUUUAUUGUAUAUAUGCUGUCUGUCCAUGUUCUGAUUGUGUCAGUUUGUGUCCGGGAUGUGUAUCUAGUUUUGUAUAUGGUGGCUGUUGUCUGUGCUUAGUUUCAGGUUUGUGGGUUAUUUCUGAGUUUUUUGUGUUUGUGUUGUCUGUCCAUGUUCUGAUUGUGUCAGUUUGUAUCCAGGAUGUGUAUCUAGUUUUGUAUAUGUUAGAUGUUGUCUGUGCUUAGUUUCAGGUUUGUGGGUUAUUUCUGAGUUUAUUGUGUUUGUGUUGUCUGUCAGUGUUCUGAUUGUGUCAGUUUGUAUCCAGGAUGUGUAUCUUGCUUUGUAUAUGUUGGAUGUUGUCUGUGCUUAGUUUCAGGUUUGUUGGUUAUUUCUGAGUUUAUUGUAUAUAUGCUAUCUGUCAGUGUUCUGAUUGUGUCAGUUUGUGUCCAGGAUGUGUAUCUAGCUGUAUAUAUGAUGGAUGUUGUCUGUGCUUAGUUUCAGGUUUGUUGGUUAUUGCGGAGUUUAUUCUGUUUGUGUUGUCUGUCAGUGUUCUGAUUGUGUCAGUUUGUAUCCAGGAUGUGUAUCUAGCUGAAUAUAUGAUGGCUGUUGUCUGUGCUUAGUUUCAGGUUUAUGAACUGAGUGUAUUGUAUUGUUGUUGUCUGUCAGGUGCUGUGUAUAACAAUGUCUUUUUAUUGUCAAUUGUAUCAAAGCAUUGCUUCACUUUAUGUCUUUCUCUUCGUUUUUUUAAUGAUCUGACAGUUUAUAUAGUAGACUUUAUCCGACUGAUGUGUGACUGUCUAUACCCCAGACUUUAUUCAAGCGCAAUGUGACUGUCUAAAUUCCAGGUAUUAUGUGACUGCUCCAUGACUGUUUAUGUAUGGGUCAAGCCUUGUCUGUGCUUUGCAACUGACUGUCCAUGCAUCAGGCCAUAUCUCUGGUUUGGGUCGGUCUGCCUAUAUCCCAAACAUUAUCAGUCCACGUUUUUAUUGUCUGUCUUAGCCUUGACCUUAUCGUUCUGCUCUGCAGUGUAUUCCUGUAUCCCUAUAUAUAUUACUUGUUUCUAGUUAAUUACAUUUGAUUACCUAUAUACGUAAUCAUGUCCGGCUAACUACCAAAUGAGGAAAUAGGGAAAUUGAUUAUCAUUAUCAUUAUUAUACGUGAAUUUCACAUUUUGUACCAACCGGGAAAAAUGCUCCGGCUUUGAUAUUUUUUCUGCUUAGCUAUUUAGGCCAGAAUGUACAAUUACCUAGUCAGUUCUUCACAUUUUCCUGAUUUAUCGAACUCCACGCCCCCCAAACUGUUUCCCAUUGUACAGCACUACAGAAUGUGAUGGCGCUAUAUAAAUAAUAAAAUAAUAAUAAUACUAAUAUAUCUCCUCAAAUUAUCUUUCUGCUCUAUGGUUGUCUAAUAAAGCCCACAUUUGCUUGCCCAUUGUCUGUCUAUAGGCCAUGCUUGAUCCUACUGUCUUACUGGUCUGUGACUGUCCAUCUCUAUACAAGGUCUGAUUUAUGUGUUUUCUAACUUUCUGCCUAUACCCAAGCUAAUCGUCUUGCUCAUUGGCUGUCAGACUUAACCCAAUGCCCAGUUUGUCUCCCCCAUUGUCUGUUUGUUUUUUCUCGGUCACACGUUGUGUGCCUGUUAUGUUUUAGCCUAUGUUUGAUAGUUAUCUGUGUAUGUGCUUAUAGCCAAGGCAAUGUAUGUCUAACAGAAACCCAAACCUGUUAUCCCCUGCAGUGACUCUUCUGUCUUUUAUAUCCAUAAGCCUUUACGUCUCUUCUGUCUAACUUUAUUAGUGGAGACCAUGCCAUUUCUUCUCUACCCAAGUUUCCCUAUCUACAAGUAGAUUUUUUUAUUUUUUUUUUAAACCUUACAAAAAUGGUUUAGCCAUAAAAUAAAUAUAUACAUCAAUAUCCUUGUGCGUGAGAAGCAAUGUCUCUCUGUACGUAUAUCCAAGAACCAUUUUGCUUGACUCAUACUUGUGUCUUCCUAUGUGACCAGGUCAUAUGUGUCUAUAGUUCAUACUCUGUAUCUAUAACCUUUAUUUACCUUCAGCUUAGUGGCUUUCCUAUGUUAAACUCUGCCUAUAUUCCAGGUCAAGUAAUUUUACAAUCCACACUAUAUCCAUUACCUAUAUUUGCUGUGGCCUGGCCACCAGGACCUUUCUGUCAUUCUGACAUUAAACUCUGUCUAUAACUUAGUUUUGACCAGUGAAUCGUAUAUUUAUUUAUUGCCAAUUCUAGUUUCUUACUUCUUACUUUCACAAUAACUCCGUAUCUUUUAACAAUAACUCCAUUAUUUAACAAAUACACAUUAAUGUCAUAUUACCUAGAUUCACUUGACCAAAGUCUAAACCCGACACGAUUUCUGUUGUCCUCUCGUAUGUUUGUAAUUCCCACUAUGUCAUUUAAGCUCUCCAUUAAUUAUUAGGUCUGUCCUGUCCUUGAACUCUUGGUAUAUUUAGGGGAUUCAGUUGAUUGUGUUUUGAGGUAAACAGUUUUAUAAUACAAUAAGUCAAAUGGAGUAGGCCCGUCCUUAUAGAGCUAUUGUGACCUAGGUUUUGCUCAAGGAACUCCAGUUGUCCAACCCGGGAUUAGUCAAAUACUUUAAGGGCCUAUCUGAUGUUUUAAGAGAUCAGUAGUAAAUAGAAGGGUAAGGCGUACUCCAAUUUCUAAGGUUUCAUCUAAACGUACCAUAUGCAUUUUAAAGGACUCGUAAGGUCACAGAGUAACCUAAAUGGAUUAAGCCUUCUUUUCUAAAUUCCCCCAGAGUAACGAAAGAAUAUUAACAUAGAGAGCCUGAGGGAGGGGUUUGUAUAAGGGAAAUUUGGGAACUCAUUAAAACUAGAAUGGGUGAAGGUAGAUGGGGAAUUCUCAAAUAAACCAGGAACACCUAAUUUUGAAUGAGAAAAAAGGGAAGGACGCUUUUGGUAUGAAAAGGUAGCAAGACAACAGGACAUUGGAGAAGUUGAACAAAUUAGAAGCCUUAUAAGGUAGUAUAAAAUGUAAAUUAUAAAACAUACAAUUGUUGUUUAAAUUGCUCUGAAUUAGCACUCAAGGGAAUUAAAUUGUUAAAAAGAAAACAAAAAAACAAGAUGGAUGCUCCCUGCAUUUAUAUAUAAUAUUAUAAUAUAUAAAUAUAAACACUUUGAACACAGUUUGGCCAUAAUAACCAAACACAGAUGAGAUUUGCUUAAAUUUGGCGGUUUUGGCUUAACAUUUAAUGUUCGCUUUAAAAUAUUGGCAAUUCGUAUUUUAUCGGAUAACCUUGCUUAUGUCUAAAUUACACAUUUUGAUUAGUGAGGAGUCCAAGCCAUAUCGAUUCUUAACCUACUCACGUGACAAUUGUCCUCAUUGAUCAUUGUACAAACUGUUCCAGAAGCAGAAAAAAUUCAAAGAGUUCAAUGACGUUUUUGAAAGAAUUACAACUGGGAUGUUAAACGCAAUACACCUAUAUUUAUAUCUAUGCCUUCCAGUGUAAACAAUAAAGAAUUUCAAAAUAAUGCUCACCACGUGCCAAGUGACACACGAUAUAAAUAAUUUAUUUUGCAUGUUAUUUGGGGAAGACUUCAGAUUUUGUCCUUAUGUGACCUUUUUGGACUUAGUGAGAUACCACGGCAAAAUUGCUUGAUAUCAGCUAAUUUAAUAUUGCCUUAGUUUAGACAGAUUAAUAACAGCCCCAAAAUAAAAUUUUAAAAAUUACACAAGGUAGCUCAGAUGUUAAAAAACACAAACAAGUCAGAUAAGCAGAUGAAUCCCACGUUUGAUACUUUAUUACUACUUAGAAUCUAAUUACAGUUAAGGCAAUUGUGCAUAACAAACUGGUGGUGUGAAAAGGUACGUUGAGUUGAACUGAUCACAUUUAAUUGAACCUCAAAAGCUUGGGGUACAAAAACAUUUAAGAGACCAAGUUUAGGAUACAGGAGCAACAUAGCAAAAGAGGAGACAAGGACGGAAAUGAGAAAAAAAAUUGUGAGGCUGGCCUUGUAGAGUGGGUUUUUAUUUGAAGGUUUGUUAAAGACUGAAACGAAGCUAAGAAUGGGUAAUAAAGAAGGUGUACAAUUGUUUAAUUUUGAGGAGACAUAAAAGAGCUUUGAAUAUUUGCAAUGGGUUGAUCAAUAAAUAUAAUAUCAAACAUUUAGACGUCAACCAUAGCAACCAAGCAUGCAUCGAAACAGGGCAGAUGCAACUUAACAUCUAUAAAACUGAUGAGGAUUAGGAAGAGAUGAAUGGAUAUUGAUUUCAGUACUUUAAUAACACCAAUGCUAUCCAUUGUUUUCUAGUAUCAGUAAAAGAAGAGCCAGAAACGGAGAUACGAAUGGUCAAUGGAAAACCUAAAAAGGUCCGGAAACCCAGAACGAUCUACUCCAGCUAUCAGCUAGCGGCUCUGCAGAGGCGAUUUCAGAAGGCCCAGUAUUUGGCUUUGCCAGAGAGAGCAGAAUUGGCUGCCCAACUGGGGCUUACACAGACACAGGUACGGCAACAGAACAAUAACUGAAUCUGUGCAAUUGUAUUUAACUAAAUAGAAGCAUAAAAGCUAACAUGGAAAGCUGACUGACCCGCAAAAAGGUCCAUCAAUUUGGAGAUUGAGUUAAAUCUAAAAGGAAACCUAUCAUGCCAGCCUGGAUUGUGGUUGUGUAAUAAUGGGAGCAGAUUGGGUUUACAAUAAAACGGUAAGAGAUAUUGUGUCCAGACGUGGAAAGAGAUAAAACCCAGACGGUAAGAAACAAAAAAAGCAAGAGAUAUCAGUGAAAUAAUGGCGUGAUCAAAGAUAUAAUAUAUUGUAUAAAAUACAGGAGAGUGGGAGAGAUUAAAUAAUGGAUAGAUACCCAAGAACGAGAAAUGCACAAACUAAAACCUUGAUGGGUGAGAAAUUAGGUUUUUAGUUAUAAAAAUAAAAAGGUGAAGUGGGAAGAAUGUAAUAAAAUGGAAAGGUAUACAUAUCAAUUAUUGGGAGAAUCGCAGUAAGGAAUAAUAUAUAGAGGGAUGUUAAAAUCUUGCCAACAGUCAUGGAGAUAUGGAAAUUCAAUGUUACAUAACUGUUGUGAUACCUGAAGUGUGUUGCACAUAUCAGACUUAUAUUGCAUCAAAAAGUAAUUUUCCUCCUUUACCUUGAUUCAAUGCCAUCCUCUAACCCCUCCCUAUAACUUAUCCUGUAACCCCAGAUAACCUUCUUUAUAAAAUCCAUAGGGAAUGAAAAGAAGAGAACCUUCUCUAUCAGUCCUCUCUCCCUUUCCGUGGCACCCAAUCUGUAAAAAAAAAUAACAUUUCUGAGCUCCACUUUCCCCAUUUGCCCACCUAGUUGGCAUUGAAGAGAUGCUUCAUUCCUGGUGGUCUACUGUCUCUGGCAGUACAGACCUCUAAUUUGCUCCUUCAAUGCCCGCAAGCUGGCACAAAAUUCCAGGAAACAUCCUAAUGUCUUGGAAGUUGGCACUCAAUCUCCUUAGAUGACAACAGAAUGGUAUCGGGACUGUGGCCUGGAGGCCUAUGUUGGCAGAAACUCAUAUACCUGUCUUUUGUCUACUUUACUAUUGUGGGUGGAUUUCAGAAGAUCUUCUGACCUCCCCAAACUACCCAUGUUCCAAAAGCUCACCAAUUAAAGCUCACAAAUGAAAGAACUCAAUUUCCCCCCCCUAAUUCUCAUUUCCUUACUGACAUUUCGCAUCAAACACUUACAAACAAAAAUAAUAGUUGAUAAAAGUAAUAUCAUUUAUAUUUUAAGAGAAAUAGCAAUAUCUCAGAAGAUAAGAUGCACUUACUUUUUACUUUUUAUUUAUAUACCGGAUGUGUUGCCAAAUUCCCUUACAGAGUUACCCACCUUAAUGUCUCCAAAGAGAAAUACUACGAAGGAGAAUCUUUUGUUAGUUCCGAUAAAAAGAAACAUGUACUUUGGUCAAGUUGAAUGUAUAAAUUAAAAUUAGGGCCUAUAAAACCUGGAGCCCUCUGACGUAGUGCUGACGUAAGCAUGUUAUGGCUUCAUUGUUAAUUAAAUUCUUAUAUUUCUAAUUUGACGUGAGCAUCCUAAAGUAAUCUUUUUAUAUAACUACGGUGCCCAAAAGGGUAGAUCUCCAGAUGUUUUCAAACUGCAGCUCCUAUGACGCUGUGUCCUAAAGCAUUAUAGGAGAUGUAGUUAAAAACACAACUUUUGAGUUCUCCAUAACUAAGGCUAUAUGUUUAAUGGGAAUACAAAAAAUCGAACUUUCAUAAAACAGGUUUUGGAAUCAUCAGAAUUCAUAGAACACCGUACUAGUAGAAAUGUUAAAUAAUAUAUUAUGACAAUAAGUGAAGACAGAAAAUAUAAUUGAUUGCAGUCAAUAAUCUCCUAUUGGGUUCAAUCAAACAUCACAGAAUAAACAAACAAAUGAAAAGGAACGACAGGAUUAAAUCAUGUCAAAUCUUCAGUGCUUGGCAAUACUUGUGGUUAAAUGAAGUCAGUGACUUUUAAAAGAUGUCUGUGGAUCACCAAUUUUUUGGGAUUCAUAUUGGCCAGUAAAGAAAAUAAAACAAACUCCUGGUUAGUGGAAUGAGAUUUUUUUCUAGAAUACCAACAAAUUUCGGUAAAAGGAUUUUUCCGAAAUGUUUGCAAGUGACUGGUCUUUGUUUUAACCAUCACAGUGCAUGGGUAAACCUGCUGCUUUGCAAAGCUCUCAAAAGGUUAAACUUAAAUAUAAUAUAGAUGCCAUUACCCACGCUGUGAGGAAGGAAAAAAAACUUAAAAAGAAAGAGAUUUUGGAGAGUAGGCAAAAUAAUGUUUAUAUAUUAUGUUACUGACAUUAUCUGACCUCUUUUUAAGAAUUUUAAUAUCAAAUUAUUUAAGCUGGAAAUGUGAAUUUAGUUUGUCACUGAUUUCCAAGUGCAUUCUGGGAUUCAGAUGUUAUUAUUACAGAACUCAAUAGUUCUCAUUGUAUCUAACUUGGAAGUAUCAAAGGCCGUGAGGUCUCUGAGAUACUGCAGUUGUAGUCCAUUCCACUGAGCUGUCUCACCAGCAUUUUUGGCAUUCCCAUUAGUUGAUAUGGGUUGUAAAUGCAAAAUAUAAAUUGCCUGUUUUGUAAUUGCAAAGCAAAGAAGGGACCUGCAAUAUCCGAAUUUGUUUUAUUCUCCUAGGCACAGUCUUGAAAGUCAGUCCAAUCCAGACAAAAUCUUUUUUACAACAUUGAUCAUUAAUCAAAGUAUUGAGUUUAAAAAUAAAAAUAUAUAUGUGAAAUCUAUGUUUAUCGAAAUUAUAUUAAUUUUAUCAUAUAAAUCCUUACUAUAAAAAAUGGAAAUAUAAUAGUAUGGAAGGAGAUGUUUCUUAUUUAUAGAGUAAAUUUUUAGUAAAAUUUUCUUUUUUAUAUAUUCAUGUAGUGAGGUUGAUAUUGGUGCCAAAAAAAAAAUUAAAUUGUCUUAAUUUAAAAAGGAGUUUGGAUGUUGAAGUCAGUCCUUUAACUAAUAGUCUGGUCUCUCCAUGCUCUGUGUGUUCUCUGUAAAACCCAGCUGAUCUGGGUGGGAUGUCAGGGUGGGGUAUUUAUGAUAAGGGAGGGGGUAUCCUAAGGCUUCCUCUUACCCAUUUACAAAACAUCAUGUUGCUGUGAAACUGGGUUUGGUUCAUUUGGAGAAGAGCUUGGGAUGACUCACAGGGCGGAGAAUAUUUAGGAGAGAGGUGUAGAGUGAGUGUGGGGGGAGGAAUAGUUUACAGAGAAAGCAAAACUCUUCCCAUAAACACAACACUGAAACCAAAUGGGGUUGUCUAAUGGCCGUAACUUAUUUAAUAGGUCACAAUCUCCUUGAAAGGAAGGGUACUUAUAUAUCAAUGACACGCUCAGGGGGACCGAAUUCGUUAUACCUAAAUUGUUCUAAUUACAGUAAACCUGUUUAAGAGCCAAUCCCUCUAACAACUGGAGUUCUGAAGAUUCCAGCAAUAAGCAGUCGCUUCCUUUCAGAUCUGGGGACACUUUGGGUAAUUGGUCUUAGGGAUCCGUACUAUGAACGUCAGUCAAUAUUAAAGGCAAAUUGAAAUGACAAUUGUAUAUUAAAGGAUACAGUCAUUUCAUUGAUACAAGUUUCAACAUGUUUAAAGGAUCAACAUUUAUAAGCACCAGAAGGUGCUAAUAUGAGAUAUCUUUUAUUGGGUCAUUCUGUCCUAGAGCCAAAAGAAACUAGUGGUUCCGACAUGUGUUGUGGGACAUGCCUUCUUAUAGACUAAGUAACAUUAUACCUAGAGUUCUAUUUUCAUCAUAUAUGCACUUGUAGGAAAGGAAUUCUCAAUGAGCAACUCAAAGGGGCACUAAGCAACAUAACUACUAUAGGUGUUGUGGUUACGUUGCUUAGCAACUCUGGACUCUGUACUCUGAACGAUAAGUAGCUCGGGGCUCUAAGUCAAUCAUUCCCAUGCAGGAUAGAUAAAUUGACACUUAUAACAUGGAAAUGUUAUAAAUGUGGAUAAAGAGGGGCAGUAUCCGGGUGCUGGGACAGAGAAACUGCUUCUAAAUGGUUUGACAUUAAAAAAGGGAUCUUUGUUCAUAGUCUCCAGACAACAGAGUUGAAAUAGUUCAGCGUUUAAUAGAGCUCUAGUGGAUAUAUUGCUUAGUGUGCCUGUAAGUUCACCCCCUCAAAAAAAGAAAAAAGAAAAAAAAUCCUGCGGCACAUAACCCACCCACGGAUCAUGAGAGCAUGAGGAAAAACAUCUCUAUGCCAUUUCUAUUAGGAAAUUUGAAAACACAUACAUAAGCCCACUUUUCACAUAUUCAUUAUUUUAUUUUUGUCGGUCUUUUAUCACCCCCUGUAAAGUGUUUGUAUCUCUUUACAACAAGGAUUAAUACACUGUUACUGCCUCUGGAGCAUUUUUUCAGUGGCAGUAUUUAUUUCAAUAACACACACACAUAUACAGAUAUAAACGCAGUCUAGCUGUCUACUUCUAUAUGUGUUUAGAUAAAUAUCCUUAACAUGUCGAAAUUAGUAAAAUGAUUAACGGGUUUAUACGUUCUACAAUUUUAUCACACUUUCUGGUUAUUAAAGUAAAAUGAUUCUCUGUGAGAUCUAUAUUAUUUUUUUAUGAGCUGUUUAAUAAUGUCACUUAAUUUCUUCUCAUCACUCAGGUGAAGAUCUGGUUCCAGAACCGGAGAUCAAAGUUCAAGAAACUUUACAAGAAUGGAGAGGGACCUGGUUUGGAACACAGUCCAAAUAACAGCGACUCAAUGGCAUGCAAUUCCCCUUCAUCCCCCUCAAUGUGGGAGAAUAGCAGAAGCCGAACCCCUCAGCAGCAAAACCUUCCUCACUGCUCGUCCCCCAGUUAUAUGGAGAACUAUAAUCCAUGGUUCACACAACAGAACCAACCUGGAUCUCACCUUCAGCCUUCCGAACCCUUGCAUCCGCCACCACCCAACCCGGUGUACUAACUAAGACUUUGAGGAAACUCAAAUGAGAACUGUCUUGAAAGGGUCACUUCACUAUUUAUAAAGGGUCUCUAUGGACUGAAUUAAUGUCGUUUAAAUAUCUAUAAAUGCCUAGGAUCCACUGCAAAGCAAUAAUAUGACUCUUGAGAUGUUGGGUUUUAAGUGGACAACUGACAUGGAAGCACACAAUUUGACAUAUGAGACAUCUUAUUUGUCCACCAUAAAUUAAAGUAAAUGGUGCAUGUUCAUUUGGAAAACAUUAAAUUAUAUUGGUGGACAGUUGACAAGACAUUUGCAAGGCCAACUCCACAACCAGUUCUCCUUUGAUGGUAGAAUACUACGGACAAUGAAAACCAUAUUUGAUCUAUUUGAUUGCUAAUAAAAAAAAAAAAUAGCUUGAAAUUUGUUUAUCAAGGCAAUACACGGGCAAAUGUGGGACAUCUUUGUUAUGAACAUAUAACACCAGAUAUUUUUCUGGGAGUGUCUUAUCUAUGGAUAAAUCUAUCUAUAUAGAUAGGUAACUAAAUAUGUGGAGUUUUACAUUUGACUCACAAUUGUUGUUUAAAUUGAUAAACAGCCAGGAUUGUGUGCAAUCAUGUUUGUGCCUUCAUAACUAUUUUUUCAUACCCAAACUGUAUAUAAUGUUCCACUCAAGAGGUAUGAUGUCAUAUUGCCCAUUUAAGCACAGCCCUUUGAAAUUGACUCUGUUUUUACAAAAAUCGUCUAUUAGCUAUAAAAAGUAUCCCUUGGAAACAAGCUAACAUAAAUUGGGAACCCACCCAUAGUAGUCGGACUGUUUCCUCCCGUCUAUUCUGUCAGCUUAUUCCCGAGGCUAUGCCUAACUUUGAUGCAGCCGAUGUUAUAUUUGAAGAUGGCAUGGGAUCUCUUUAUUGAAGAAUUGAAGGGGUUCUGAUGUUUCGGGGUAGGAAAUUAAUCAGCUCUUCAAUUCAAGUUUAUAAUGGAGAGAGUUUGUGCAAGAAUUUUUAACUUAUUUUUGUAAUAUUUUUUGUUCUGUUUGCAUUGGGGUCGAGAAAUGAAAAACGUUUGAAGGGGAGGGUGUGAAGGAUGUCGGUGUGAAUGCCAAAUAAAAUGAAUUUUAUUGGAUAAACCAGUACCUGAGAAAAGUGUUUAAUAGUUGACUCUCUGAUAUAAAAUGACUGC